AUGUCUGACUUAGGUAGAAGAGAUAUCGGUGACAAGGUUGAGAGCAAAGUUAAGCCUGAUUCCCAAAAAACCCUUUUUGAACAAGCUAAAGAUAAGGUUGCCAAUGCUGCUGAUAGUUUGGCUGGUAAGGGAACUUCUGAGCACGACAAGUCAAUUCCACAAAAGGCUUCCGACACUGUUUUUGGUGACAAGUAA
This is a messenger RNA of Lodderomyces parapsilosis, 195 nucleotides long. Its product is annotated as heat shock 9/12 family protein. The record is from RefSeq and is a predicted model, not a curated record. Bases 1 to 195 code for a protein of 64 amino acids. The transcript has a single exon. NCBI's taxonomy places the organism in Eukaryota, Fungi, Ascomycota, Pichiomycetes, Serinales, Debaryomycetaceae.